Molecule: messenger RNA, 726 nt
Organism: Kwoniella botswanensis
Lineage: Eukaryota; Fungi; Basidiomycota; Tremellomycetes; Tremellales; Cryptococcaceae
Exons: 2
Coding region: 1-726 (241 amino acids)
Source: RefSeq, a predicted model, not a curated record
AUGUCUCUUUCCUCUUCCUCCCUAUCCUCACUUCCUACUAAUUCCCCUUCCUUCCCUUCCACCGCUCAAAGACAACAGCAAGACGAUACCAACCGACUCCUCCAUUCACUAACAGAAACAGUCACUCGAUUACUUACUCUCCACUUAUCUGACGGUCUGGAAUCCCCAUACGUAUAUGAAGAUCUACUCAAACCGAUCAAUCUGACCACAUGGAAAAAUGAAAAAUACCCUUAUCCCAAUUUCAAGGACAAGUCUCAAAAUGAAGUAUAUGAUCUGAUUGUGAUUCUAGCUAAGAGGGUAGCGGAGUUUCUAACCAGGUUGAGUGUGAUGGUGAAGGUGGUAUAUCAUCUGUUCGGUUUAUUGGAGAUUAUCAUUAGGCGAUUGGAAACGGUUGAAAGGGGCGAUGAUGAGAUUAGGGUGGUGGAAAAGAGGUUGAACAGGUUAGAGAGGAUGAUGAUGAUGAGAUCUCGAGUGGGGAUUGAAGGUGGGAUCGGAUCAAACCAAAAGGAAAAGGAAAAAUAUCAACCUCCUACUCCGAAAUCUAGCAAAGGUGAUAGAACUGUUAGAUAUGGAAGAGUGGACCAACAUCCUAUGAUGAUUGUCAACGAAGAUGAAGAAGAGAGAAGCUCGAAUUUGAGACGAUCAAGUAGACAUGUCAAGGUGGUUGAUUAUACUAUCUCAUCUUCCGAUGAUGAUAACCCUGAAGCAGACCUGGAUGUGGAUUAA